AUGAUAAUUUCUACAUUACUUCCAUUGUUAGUUCUCGCGGUCUUCCAGACGAACGCGGUGUUUUCUCCGUUUGAUUUUGCCGACCAAUACGUACAAGAGUUCCGGAAUGGUUUGAAUCAAUUAACGAGGUGGGCCGAUGAAUAUAAGUUCCAUCAAUUAGAUUUCGAUCCGCUGAGACAUAAUGAAAGUUUGGCAUUUUUAGAAGCAGAAGAAUUUGACUUCAUCAUUGUCGGCGGAGGACCAUCCGGAGCAGCCCUGGCUAAUAGAUUAUCGGAAGAACCAAAAUGGAGAGUUCUCUUAUUAGAGGCAGGAGAUGCAGAAACUACCAUAACGCAAGUACCGUCUUUGCAUCCCCAUCUUCUAACAACACCCUACACUUGGGGAUACAAAACCACUCCACAAAAAUCUGCCUGUCUAGGAAUGAUCGAUGGAAGAUGUACCGUAACUAAAGCCAAGGCACUUGGAGGCGAUUCUGCAAUAAACGAUAUGCUGUUCACCAGAGGACAUCCAAGAGAUUACGAUAUUUGGUCGGAUAUAGGAUUGAUGGGUUGGUGUUGGACUAGCGUGUUCCCGUUUUUCAAAAGAUUUGAAAAUGCUCUGGUUGAUGAUAUGGAUAAAAAAUUACGCCACUACGGUGGACCCGUCCAAAUUGAAAACUCCCAUCACGACCCUCUCUUCGCCGAACACAUUUACCAAGCAGGUCACGAAAUUGGUUUACACACAUCCAUCGACUACAAUGGAAAAGAACACCUAGGUCUCGGCCUUCCGCAAGUCAUCACCAAAAAUGGCAAAAGGUACAGUGCUGCGCAGGCUUAUCUCGAUUGCACGCACGAGAGGGAAAACCUGGUGGUACUUCCGCAUAGUCAUGCUAUCCAAAUCCUAAUCAGCGACCAUACUAAAGAAGCCAGCGGGGUCAAAUACAUUCGAGAAGGGAAAUUGUUCAUUGUGAAAGCGGCCAAGGAGGUGAUACUAGCUGCCGGAGCCAUUAACACGCCACACCUGCUGAUGUUAUCUGGUAAGACGCUUUUGGAUUUCACUGCACUUACUGGGUAUUCGUUAAAUGCAAUUAUUGGAAUCGACGUCCGCGUUUGGCUGCCUGGUUUUCGAAUCACUUCUGAGAAAAAUCCUUCACUGACACCUGUCGGAUAUAAUCCAACGCCCUUCGAGGUAUUAGCCAGUUGUGUGGGAUGUUAUUUGAAAGACCAGGUCUCCUUCGUGGGUCUCAAUUUCAUAUUCGAACCCCUUCAUGAAGUACAUACGGCUCCAUGCGAUAUACCCAAUAAACACCAUGAAGAUCAUCACAAAAUCAACGAAAUUAAUAAUGAAGUUCCACCCCACAUUCACGAACCUAUUCAUGACCCCGAGCUUCCUCAUGAUACUGUCGCUCCUGUCCAUGAACUCCCGGAUAUCCCAAUCCAGAAAUCUGUUCACGAACUCCCUCAUACUUCUGCACAACAACACUCUUAUUACCCACACCACGAUGUUCCCCACGAUUCUCAACAGGAAUAUUCAGAAGACUCCCAUGACCUUCCACGAGAUCCUCACCAUGAUAUUCCACACGAUUAUCACCAUGGCUAUCUGAAAGAUCAUUACCAUAAUCUUUCACACGACCCCAUCCACGAACAUAUUCCAAAAUCUCUUCGCGAACACAUCCACAACCCUUCUCAAGAAAUUCCUCACGAACCACACCUUGGAAUUCUCCAUCAAGAACAUCAUCUUUUACAUAGCGUUGAAGAACUUGUCAGUUAUCUGAGACAUGGCAAAGGUCCUUUGAGCACAACUGGACUGGAAAUGGUAUCAUUUGUGAAAACAAAACAUUCGAAAGGUCGGUCGUCCUAUCCGGAUAUUCAGUUUCUGUUCAAGAAGAUACGACUCAAUGAAGUUUCAGGAUGUCACCACCUCAGAGGAAUCAACAUCAGACCAGACAUACAUGACACCUUAUGCAAACCAAUCGUAGGAGCCGAAGGUUUUCACAUCGAGGUGAUAUUACUUCACCCUAAAUCCACUGGAGCCUUGACUCUCAACGACAGGGAUCCUUUCCACCACCCGUGGAUCAACCCCAAUGCUCUUUGCGACGAAGACGAGGAAGACAUAGAAACUUUGCUUGCCGGAAUUCAUAAAGCUCUCAAACUUGCCGAAAGUCCUUCGAUGCAUAAGCUAGGAGUCAAGCUGGUUCAUCAGAUGCUGCCCGAAUGUGAAAAUGAUCAUUUAGAUGACGAAUAUUGGAGAUGUGCGAUACAAUAUUUAUCAGUUACUAAAGGAAACAUCAUAGGAACAGCCAAAAUGGCUCCCGUUACCGUCAAAGGAGGAGUAGUGGACCAAGAAUUGAGAGUGUACGGUAUACAUAAAUUGAGAGUAGCCGACGCCAGCGUUAUCCCCGUCACUAUUUCCGGAAGUACGAUGGGGCCAGAGAUCAUGAUAGGCGAGCACGCGGGAGAUCUUAUUAAAAAAGAGUGGCUAGCGUGAAGUUAUAUUGAACUUAUAGGUGAAACUGCCAACUGAAAUUACUCUAUUCAGUUUAGUUCACAUGUAAAGACCUGGCCAUUAGUUAUAAUGAAUUAAAUUUCAAUUCCGUGAUGAACGUAAAUUUUAUGUAAAUUAUGUUCUUCAAUCUGUAAAAUCUCUCCUUCACCCUGUAUACUGAUUUCUUUUAAUGUUCAUGAAAAAUAUAAUGCAAUGAACUUCCAUUCAGUAGAACCAUACUUGAAUGUUCGUAUAGAUGCAACUAAUGCAUUCAAUAAGCCGAAUCAAUGUAAUCGAUUUGAGGAUUAACAAUAAAUAAUACUGAAAAA
Molecule: messenger RNA, 2792 nt
Organism: Leptinotarsa decemlineata (Colorado potato beetle)
Lineage: Eukaryota; Metazoa; Arthropoda; Insecta; Coleoptera; Chrysomelidae
Product: glucose dehydrogenase [FAD, quinone]
Molecular function (GO): flavin adenine dinucleotide binding; oxidoreductase activity, acting on CH-OH group of donors
Source: RefSeq, a predicted model, not a curated record